Molecule: messenger RNA, 756 nt
Organism: Penicillium maclennaniae
Lineage: Eukaryota; Fungi; Ascomycota; Eurotiomycetes; Eurotiales; Aspergillaceae
Exons: 4
Coding region: 1-756 (251 amino acids)
Source: RefSeq, a predicted model, not a curated record
AUGCAAGAAGGCUCCGCUGAUGACAUGAUUUUCAAUAUAUUUGAAAUUGUGUCUUAUUUGUCUCAGUGGCGAUACGUGUUUCAAGAAAGCGAGGAAGAGGCUUCGCCAGAACAAGAAUCCCUUUCAACUGGACAGCCCGAAGCCAAGACUCCAACACAAUGUGAAGAUCAAGUUGACCACGUACAAGACCAUUGGGAUGAGACCAAAUCGACACUAUGCAACCACUUACCUAGCUUUGAUGCCUCCGUGAACAUUUUGUCCAAAGACCAGGACUACGUCAAAUGGUCCAACUCGAACGAACAGCCUAGCAAUACUGCACCGUCGCCUAGCAAAUACCGUAAUCCCAUCUAUUCUAGUGCAAUAUUACUUCGAUUAUGUGUGCAUAUCAUGGUCAUCGUUUUAUUCACCAUUGAUCCCGCUCAGAGCUAUAGUCAGUCGUCUUUGGAGUCAAAAUGCGGCUAUAUAACUCCCUGGUUGAGGAGCUUGAUCUGCAAAAGAAUGCGGCGCAGUUGGAAGAUGAGAUUCUGUUCACUGGUCGUUCAUCAUUCUGUGGGCCCGUCGAUACAGGCGAUACGGACGCGCCUCCUGCGCAUUUUCAUCACCUUAGCAGAGGUAUACCGUUGUGCUGCACUUCUGCAGCAGAUAUACCGAGUCUUUCUCAAUAUUCUCGUUGAGCGACUACGACUAAAUGAGAGACCUAGGGUCGAACUCCCAGCAUUAUUUGUCCUCCUCUUUCUUAUAGCCGACGAAAAUUAG